Messenger RNA from Gopherus flavomarginatus (Mexican gopher tortoise), 1953 nucleotides. RefSeq names its product G protein-coupled receptor 39 (gene GPR39). The transcript has 2 exons. NCBI's taxonomy places the organism in Eukaryota, Metazoa, Chordata, Testudines, Testudinidae. The record is from RefSeq and is a predicted model, not a curated record. The coding region runs from base 558 to 1943 and encodes 461 amino acids. Gene Ontology annotation, biological process: G protein-coupled receptor signaling pathway. Gene Ontology annotation, molecular function: G protein-coupled receptor activity. Gene Ontology annotation, cellular component: membrane.
CUUUUCCCCCCCUACCCACCUGACUGCUGGUUAGUGACCACAUCCUGUCUCUGACUCAGCCACAGGUUAAUAUUAAACGAGAGCAGCUGCACAAACUCCUGUCAUCCCCAAGUUUGCCGUAGUGGAAGCCUGGGUGCAAAGUGUGCUCUGCAAGGCAGCAGAUAACAGCAGUGGAUGGAAGAGGUACAGCCCUGCAGAUCAUUGUCUGGAGUGUUUGAGAAAAUAGAACUGAUUUCAGGGGAGGAGGAAGAAUGAAAGGAAAUUUGUUUCAUCUAUCAUAAGAAAAGUGGAAUGCAUGCUGAGAACUACCCUCUCUCCUCCCCACCAGGUCUGUGCUGGAUUAUUGACACAGUCUCUGUAACUAACAAACCAGCUUUGAUUCAGGUCAGGUGUGGCUUGUAGAGUCCCUUUCACUGUAGCCUGCUUGUACCAGCUUGUGAAUGUGAAAGGAGGAAGAGGGAUCUAUUUACUGCUUUACUUUGAAGAUUGGAGGGAGUUGGUAAGCACUCUCUUCCCCCUGCCCCCCUACUUUUCCUUGUAUUUUCCUGGACUUGGUCAUGGCACAGCAAAGUGGCCAGGCAAAUUGCUCUCAUGUAAUUGAUCACAGUCAUGUCCCAGAGUUCGAGGUUGCGCUGUGGAUCAAGAUCACUCUUGCCUUCAUCUACAUCUUUAUCUUUGUCGCGGGGAUCCUGGGCAACAGUAUCACCAUCCAGACCACCAAAGUGCUGCAGAGGAAAGGCUAUCUGCAGAAAGAGGUCACUGACCAUAUGGUGAGCUUGGCCUGUUCCGACUUGCUGGUCAUCCUGCUGGGGAUGCCUGUGGAGUUCUUCAGCAUUAUCUGGAGCCCCUUCUCCACCCCAAAUGGCAACGUGGCCUGCAAACUGUACUGCUUCCUCUUCGAGGCCUGCAGCUAUGCCACCAUACUGCACGUGGCCACCCUCAGCUUCGAGAGGUACAUUGCCAUCUGCCACCCCUUCAAGUUCAAGGCUGCCUCUGGACCCCAUAAGGCCAAGAUACUCAUUGCCUUUGUCUGGGUCAUCUCCAUCCUGGUGGCCCUGCCCCUGCUCUUUGCAAUGGGCACUGAAUACCCCCUAGAAAUUGUCCAAGGUCACCGAGGGGUGACUGCCUGUAUCACACCUACCUCCAGACACAACUGGGCUAACCUGAAGCACAAUGUCACUAUAUGUACAAAUCUUGCUUCCAAGUGGACUGUCUUCCAGUCCAGCAUCUUCAGCGCCUUCAUUGUGUACAUUGUGGUGCUGACAUCGGUGGCCUUCAUGUGCCGCAGCAUGAUGAAAACUCUGAUGAUCCUCAAGAAUGGGACUGUGACGGUUAAGGGGGUACAAAGUCACCAGGAGCAGUAUCUACGGAAAAAUGAAAGCAUGGAGAGCAAGAACUCCAGGAAACAGACCAUCCUCUUCCUAGGACUGAUUGUUGCCACUCUGGCAAUAUGUUGGAUGCCAAAUCAGAUUCGAAGGAUCAUGGCUGCCGCUCAACCUAAGCAGGACUGGACUGUGCCCUACUUCAGAGCAUAUAUCACCCUUCUUCCCAUUGCAGACACCUUCUUUUACUUCAGUUCUGUGGUAAACCCACUCCUGUACAACAUCUCUUCUCAGCAGUUCCGAACUGUAUUUCUACAGGUCCUCCGUUGCCAUCUGACGAUAGAACAUGCCAACAAACAGAAACUUCUGAGAGCCAAUUUGAAUUCUCGAACCAGCAGUAGCCGUUUUAUGCGUCCAUUGAUCUUCAUUUCAUCUAAGCGCAAUUCUUCUAGAAAGGGCCCUGUUUUCUUAAGUACUUUUCAGAAUGAGACCAAACCUGACUGCAGUCCACAGAAAUUGAAUCUUGAAUCACCGGAGACCAACUUGGAAAUAAUGCCACUAGAGACUAAUUUAGAGUCCAGUCCAGCUGCACAGAAUGGCUUUCAUGAACAUGAAAUGUGACUCCGUGUAA